Naegleria fowleri is the source of this 2172-nucleotide messenger RNA. RefSeq lists its product as uncharacterized. Gene Ontology annotation, biological process: protein phosphorylation. The coding region runs from base 1 to 2172 and encodes 723 amino acids. The record is from RefSeq and is a predicted model, not a curated record. Gene Ontology annotation, molecular function: protein kinase activity; ATP binding. Lineage: Eukaryota; Heterolobosea; Eutetramitea; Acrasida; Naegleriidae. The transcript has a single exon.
AUGUCAUUGUGUUGUUCUUCUUCGUGUCUGCAUCCCACCAACUGCCACUUGUCAAGACCAAUAUUUCUCCUCCUACUAUGCUCCAUUCUUCUCCUCUUUUCUCAUCAUCACGACGGCUCUCUUUUCCAUCUAUCAUCCCAUGUCUUGGCAAAACAACAACAACAAGGAAGUACCAGCUUUAAAAUUUCUCAACAAAGCUCUCAUCCUCUCUCUUCCAACUUUUACAAUUACGGACUCUUCAAUCUCUCCUUCUCCGUUGCACAGAAUUAUCCCAUUGAAUUACGACUUGCCAAAUCCGACAAUACCUUUACCACUGCUCCAUUAGGUGCCACACGAAUCAAUCAACCCGAGUUCGAUGGCACUUUCCGAAUCACACCUUUAUCCAUCUCUCCAAAUGAUCCAUUUCAAAUUGUUCUUUACAAUAAUAAUAAUCAAGAAACAACAGUCACAUUGUAUCGAUUUUCUGAUGUGGUUUAUCAAACGUAUGGUCAGCAACAGGAUCAAGUGCUCUCACUGUACAUGCCUUCGCAGAGUGUCGAACGAUUGGUGUGUUCAUCUUUGAGUUCAACGUCAUGUGUCAAUACGAAAUCGAAUCAAUUUCAAUUCACUUUGGGACCGAAUGGAAAAGCAAAUUUCACACACUAUCCCAUGAAGAUUCAAUUUGCUUAUUCGUUGAAUCGAGAAUUGUCGGAUUCUCCUGCGGAUGUACUCUAUGAUGAAUUUGUGUUGAGUAGUGAUCAGGAUCGAGUGACGAAAUUGUAUUCUGUUGGAUCGUCUGCAAAGUCCAUGUAUAUGGCUGUCAAAUGUCUGAAUCCAUCGGGAACAGUGUGUAAUUUUGCAUUUUCUGUGAGUAAUCGAUUGAAUGACGGACAGAAUAAUGUGGGUGACAUUGUGGGAGGUUCUAUUGGUAUUUCCUUACUUGUAAUUCUUAUUAUUGUGUCAGUUGUCACUUUGAUAGUGGUCACCAUUUGUUGUGUCAAGAAACGUAGAGCAGCUAAAGCUAAAUUACAAAAUUCCACAGAAUUAAAAGGAAUUGUUGGAUCCAACCAAAUUCAAAUUGUGGUGGAUGGCAAAGAGGAUUUUUCUCAAGGUAACAACACUUCUUCGAGUCCUCUCCUCUUGAAUCAUGUCACUCAUCAAAAUACGUCAUCAACCCUCUCAACCAAUUCAUUGUCACAUCUAAACAAUGCGGAUUCCAAUUCUUCAGUUCAAUCACUCAUUGAAACCUAUCGAACGAUGGUCAGUUCAACCUCCUCGUCCAACAACAGUUCAAAUCCUUCCACUGCCAACAAUACCAUCAAUUUUUUGAGCGGAGGAAGUUUGCAACUUUCUGAAACUUUUUCAACUUCUGGACUCUUAAAAGAAAGAUAUCGAGUCAUUCAAAAGAUUGGAAGUGGAUCCUUUGGUGAUUGUUAUUUAUGUCAUGACACUAAAAAGCAAGAUUUGAAAGUGGCUAUUAAGGCCAUUAAAUUUGCAGGAAGCGACAGUGAAAAAAUUAUUUCAGAAUGUUCAAAAACAGCAACCAUUCAACACGAGCGAUUGGUUCAAGUCCAUGAAUUAUUCAUUUCUAAAGAAUUGCAAGCAUUUUGUAUGGUCAUGAAAUACUAUGAAGGAGAUUUAGAAAAGAUCUUGUACAAGUAUGAAAAACCUCUUUCACAGAAAAUGUUUUUCCAAUUAAUGAAACAAUUAGGAGAAGGUUUAGAUUAUUUACAUGGCGUGAAACAGUUGGUACAUCGAGACAUCAAACCAAGAAAUGUUUUUGUGGAUAUUUUCGACCCGCAACAAGAAAGAAUUUCGGUGGUGGUUGGGGAUUUAGGAGAAGCCAAAGAGUUAUUAUCGACUACUAAUAAUUCCAUUCGUGGAACGUUGAGUUACAUGUCACCAGAGGUCAUUGCUCAUGAAAAGUAUGGAUUUCCAUCCGAUAUUUUCUCAUUGGGAGUUUCCUUGUAUCAAAUCAUUACGAGAGAUCCUUUGGAGACGAGAAUUUCAAUCAAGUUAUUGAGUGAAUCUGAAGAUAAGGUUUUGGAGGAAGUGAAAAACAAGAUGAACACCAGUUGUCAACAGUUUGAAGUGUUUUAUGAUCCGAGAUUGAUCAAUGUUGUGGUGAACAUGAUGAGAAAGAAUCCACAAGAUCGACCAACUGCAAAGCAAAUCAAGGAAUUUGAAUUGUAA